CCUCUGCGUCCGAAAGAGCCGGUGUUUUACUGGAAGACGCUGCGCCGAACAGGUGUCGGAUGUUAUCCUCUCCAUUGAGACACAGACAUCAUUUCAGCUUUCCAGGUCCAACUGGGAAAAUUCUUCUCUUGGCUUUCCUUAUCCUGAGAAACAACCUGAAGUGUAUCGUUUCAACAUUUGGGGCGACUCGGUUUCCUUUGAUCCACCUUAACUCCUCAACCAAAAAGUCCCUGACCACAUAAGAAGAAAUUGAGAUCUCCAUCUUUUUGCCUGGUCUUGCCAGCUGCUAUCUAGCUACAGCAUGGCAGACAGUCGACAGCCAGACGAUGGUUCCCCACAAUGGGAACCAUCAGGGGGGCAAGAACCAAAUGUUACACAUGGAGCAAACAGCUACUCUUCAACAGCCUACAGGACCUGCCAGAGUGGCGGGACUCACAUGACCACAGCUCCUUACACUGCAAGAGAGAAUGGAUUUAAUGGAGAGCUUGCUGGGGCUCCUGCUAUAACCGCAGAGCAAGUUUCGGCACGGAUUGUUCAAGAAGUAACGGCAGAGGCAGUGGCGGUGCUAAAGGGAGAACAGGAGACUCAGCGGCUGCCAUCCGUUGAGGAUACCACCAAUUUGCCUCCCUCCCCUCCCCCUUCACCUGCAGCUGAACACUUUGGUCCCUUGGAACAAGAUGUAGGGGAUGAGGAGGAGGCAGGUCCUCUCCGCCGCUUCCAAAAUUCUCGGGAGAGGUGCAAGUUCCUCGCCCCCUCCAUCUCAGUUUCCGUGCCUGAGGACGACCCCUACCACUCCGACGAGGAGUACUAUGACCACCCAUUGUUCAGCCCAGAGUGGACGCACUCAGGCGCUCGCCCCACUGGGCACGCCGUGGCCUUUAGACAGAUUGAAGAAGAGACCAUGGAGGCUCUUACAGCUGAAUACGAGGAGGAUGAGGAAGAGGUGGAAGAGGAGGAGGAGGAGAGUGCAGAAGCGGCAGUGUCCGAGGCAGCUCUUGAUGAGCAGCAGUGGAGUGGGGAAGAGCCCGAGAUGGACAGCCCCAAAGCUGAACCCUUAGAUCAGACAGAAGCCUUAGAGGUGGCACAGGAUGUAGACCUGGGGCAGUCUGAGGCAGCUUGUGCAACCACAGAAAGCUCUGUGGACAGAGAGGAGGAGGAGGAGGAGGAGGAAGAGGAGGAGGAGGAUGCAGAGGGUGAGGAAAGCCAUGAGACAGGUGUGUCCUGUCCUCUGCUCUCCCUGCCUGCAUGUUAUUGCAUUCUAUCCUCUUUGAAGAUGGAUGCAGACAAGCAAGAGAGUGAGUCCAUGAGCCCUGACAGCAUUGGAUCGGAGAAGCGCCCUGAGGAGUUUUUUGAGCCACAGAUGCAAGGGUUCUUUGCUGGUGAACGAGUUGUACCAGAAAGCCCAACCAUGGAAAUGCCAUCCUUUGUGCCUCCAGAUCUUCAAACCCAAGUAAAAGAACCAGUGAAAUCUCUCACACUUCAGCCUACAUAUGGUGAGCCAAUCACAGUGUCAGAAAAACAGCCAUCAGUGGAGGUGGUGGAAUUCAGCAGCAUCACUGCCCCUUCAGAUUUCUCUUCGAUGGGAGUUAAAGUUGAAGGAGCAGAUGCAACCAGAGAGGCCAGAGACAAGUCAGGCAUGUCAGCAUACUUUGAAACCUCAGCUAUGGAGGUUAAGGAAGGUACAGAAAGUAAGGGUGAGGAUUAUUACGAACUGAGUCGGUCUGGUGAAAAGAAAAAUGAAAAUGAUUUCAAGUCCCAAGAAGUCAGCUACAGCACACUUGUAGAAACGAAGGAUAAACCAGAAACAAAAAAGCCUCUGUCUGGAGACACUGGCAUGUUUGCAAAUCCCGAUAGAAGUAAUGAAUGCAGACUUUCACCUGGUAAGCUUGCCUUAGAGCAGAGGAGUUACUCGCUUAACAUCACCAUUGGAGCAACAGAUCAGACUGGACAGGGAAGGCAAAGAAAUUUCACCCCCUUGGCCACUGACAUUAUGUCAUUUACAAGUGGAAGUCUUGAUGAGUCAGCUGACUACCUUCCAGUUUCUACACCUUCUGUAGAUAAGCCUCCAUCAUUCCCUCCACUGAUCCUGGAGACUGCAGCCUCUGUCACAUCCGAUUCCUCUUCACCUCCUAGAACUGCUGAACCACCAAUAAAAGUUAGUCCAGAGCCUGAAUCUCCUGAAUCACCAGAGCCAAAUAAAGGUUCAUUUAAAAAUGGAUCAGUAAUGACACAGGACUUACCAGAGAUGCUAGACCUUGCUGGUACUCGGUCCAGGCUGGCAUCAGAAAACACAGACCCCGAAAUCAUCCAGAAAAAGUCAUUCCAAGAUGAUUCUCCUACCUUUACUGAGAACCCUCUGGCUAAUCUGACUUCAGGGGAGCUGAGUCCUGGGGUAAGAAAAAGUGAUAGCCAGCUGGAAGAGAUGGGCUAUUGUGUGUUCAGUGAAUAUUCUGGGCCAAUGCCGUCCCCUGCAGACGUGCUAAGUCCUACCACAACCUCUCGACAAGUCUUUACCCCUUCUGUACUAGAGGAGAAAGUGGCUGAGCAGGCGAGAAAAUUGGCAGUAAGAGACACCUCCAUGGAAGACAAGAGCCAGUCAUCUGUAGAUGCUGAUGUUCAUGAGGGGGAAGACCAAAACCAAGCAGGAGACAAAGAUUCAGUUGAGGAAAGCACGAAAUGUGAUGCAAAUGAUCUGCUGAUAAAACCUGUGAGUGUGACACCUCCUACUCACCCAAGUGAGCCCUUCGUGACACCAACUGUCACUGUGACUCUGGAGGAAGGUGAGAGGUCAGCUAGUGAGAUGGAACGUCAAGCCAGUGGUGAAGCUUCAGUGACAGAAAUUGAGAUAGCAGACUAUGAGAGACAGAUCCGCAAGCUGGAGAUGGAGGACAGACCUCUGAGUCUGGAGGAGGAGCGAGAACUGCAGGAACUAAGAGAAAAAGUGAAGCUUGUGCACCAAGAGGCCUAUGAGGAGGUCGAUGCUGAAGAUGUUUAUCAGCUGACUGGGAUGGCUAAGGACCGCAUUGCCAGACCUGUGAAAACAUCACCUACUUCAUCUGUAGAGAGCAACAUUGAUGAUGACAAACUGCUUUCCCCAGUACUCUCACCCUCAAAACUUAAGCAAAAAGAAUUGUAUGGUUCACCGAAAAGAUCAGCUUCGCCUGUGUCAGGAAUAAGCAGAGAUGAAAGGCCUGAACAAGAGACAAAAAUUAAGGAAGACCAAGAGAAGGAGGCAGCUGAGCAGAUAAAAAAACAAGAGGAUGAAAGAAAAAUCAAGGAGGAAGCAGAAUUAAAGGCAAGAGAGGAGCAAGAGAGAAGAGAGAAAGAAGAGGCAGAAAUUCAAGGGAAAGAGCUAAAAGACAGAUUGGAGAAAGAAAAGAAAGAGAAAGAGAAAGAAAGAAUGGAAAGAGAAGAGAAGGAACGGGAGGAGAAAGAAAGAAUGGAAAGAGAAGAGAGGGAACGGGAGGAGAAAGAAAGAAUGGAAAGAGAAGAGAGGGAAAGGGAGGAGAAAGAGAAGAAAGAAAGAGAAGAGAGGGAAAGGGAGGAGAACGAGAAGAAAGAAAGAGAAGAGAGGGAAAGGGAGGAGAAAGAAAGAAAGGAACAAGAAGAGAGGGAACGGGAGGAGAAGGAGAAGAGAGAAAAUGAAGAAAGGGAGAAAGUUAGAAAAGAAAAAGAAGAGAAGGACAGGAAAGAAAAAGAGGACAGACAGCAAAAAGAAAUUGAAGAAAAGGAAAAUAUGGAGCAAGAGGACAGAGAAAGGAAUAAAAGAAUGGAACAAGAGACGGCAGACAAUGUGUUGAAAGAGAAGAUGGAAAAGGUGGAGCGGGGAAAAAAUGAAAAUGAGGAUGAGGAAAAGGUAGUGAUGGAAUUCACUGAGGAGAAAGAGCAACUUCAAAUGUCUGAGACUGACAAAAUAGCUUCAGAUAAGAUAGUGGCAGAAGAGGGAAUGCAGCAAACAGAUAAUAAAGAUCCAUUGAAAGAGGAGAGUAAAGGAGCACAGGUGCAAAAGGAAAUACCAGAGACCCAUGCCGCCAUUGAAUCAGUGGUCAUGGUUGAAGAUGAUUUCAUCACUGUGGUACAAACAAUCGAUGAAGCCGAAGAACCAGGUCACAGCGUUCGUUUCUCAGCCCCACCUGAGGCCGAGGCCCUUUGUGUUGGUGCACAAAAAGAAGAAGAACAUGACGAAUCUGUGGAGUUGGCUCAGGAAGCAGACUUAGAAGCUCUAAGCCUUGAGGAAGUAGGAGAAGUUCCCGAAACACCUGCCUCCCCAGCACAGGAAGCUCGGACCAGAGAAACAGAGGUACCGUCUGAAAGCUAUGAUAGAGAUGAAACAACAGUAGAUGACUCCAUCCUUGACAGCUCCUGGGUUGACACACAAGACGAUGACAGGAGUAUGGCAACAGAACAGAUCGAGCUUUUACCUGAGGUACCCAGUCCAGCUAAGAAACCUGUUGUGGUCCAGAGCAAUUUGACAAAACAGCGGAGUACGGAAAAACGAGAGAAAUCUGUCAAACCCAAAAGUAAAACAGGGCGAGCCAAAGGUCGCAUCUCAACCCCUGAGCGCAAACCUGUUCGAAAAGAGCCCACCUACAUUCCCAAAGAGGAGCUCAAGAAGAAAAAAGCUAUCAUAAAGAAGACUGAGUUCAACAAAAAAGUUGAGACUCAAACUCUUUCUCCAUCCAAGCGAAGCACCAUGAAGCCAACAACCCGUCACAUACGGCCCAUCCAGCAUCACUCCUGCCCAAGAAGGAGACCCACAGAAUCCCUAUCAGAAGGGCGCCAACCUCUUAGCGUUGCCAGACAGUCCAGAGACAGAGCAUCAGAUGGAGGGUCACGGAGUCCGGUAAAAAGAUACUCUGUUCCACGGCAUGCCUCUGUCCUGGGUCGCCUUGGCUACAAUGAACACGAGGAAAGUUCUACCUCCAUUACGAGCUCCGGAUCAACUGCUCCCCGCAGACCCACAUCAUUUCGCACUGAAAUGAGAGCAGAGCAUAGGAUAGGACGAGCUCCUAGUAUGACAGUUGCAGAAUCUAUGCGUUCUCGUUCCGCACGCAGUGGCCAUUCCACCCCUCGUACCCCAGGCUCUACAGCCAUCACCCCAGGAACCCCUCCUAGCUACUCUUCAUCUUCUAGAACCCCUGGGACCCCACGCUCCCUUAGUUUGAUCUCCCAGGAGAGAAAAGUGGCAGUGGUCCGCACACCACCAAAGUCACCUGCAACCACUCCUAAGCAGCUGCGCAUCAUCAACCAGCCACUGCCCGACUUCAAGAAUGUCAAGUCAAAGAUCGGCUCAACAGAGAACAUCAAGUAUCAGCCAAAAGGAGGACAGGUCUUCAUCCCCACUGUUAAACUGGACUAUAGCCAUGUUCAGUCUAGGUGUGGGUCCUUGGACAGGCGGGGCCACUCAGCAGGAGGUGGACACAUACAAAUACAGAACAAGAAGAUUGACUUGAGCCACGUGACCUCCAAAUGUGGUUCUCUUGACAACAUCCAUCAUCGGCCAGGAGGUGGUAAUGUGCGAAUCGAGAGUGUGAAGCUGGAUUUUAAAGACAAAGCUCAAGCCAAGGUGGGUUCACUGGAGAAUGCACAUCACAUUCCUGGUGGAGGGCACAUUAUGAUUGAGAGCCACAGGUUGACAUUUCGCGAGCAUGCAAAGGCCCGCGUUGACCACGGAGCUGAAAUCAUCGUCCAAUCCCCUGGUCUGUCAGGCUCUGUCUCUCCCCACCAACAAAAGGGGAGCCAGCUCUCAUCCUCUGGCAGUCUCAACAUACAGGAGUCUCCACAGUUAGCAACCUUGGCCAAGGAUGUCACCGAUGCCCUAGCCAAGCAGGGCUUGUGAACAUUAGAUCUCUGGAUUGCUGCUCUGCAUCCAAGACAUCCUCCCUUUUUCAAACUUUUCUGCCCUCAAUUGCCAUCUUAAAACAAAAUGGUCACCGCUGAUGCUCAGCAAACAGAGUUCUUAACUUCUUUAUCUCAAAAUACAUCAUUAAACUCUAAGCUGAGACUAGAUUUAGAAGCUACUGUGUUUUUAGUUCUCUAUUUUUAACCCUAAACAUGUGUUUUUCCUGAUUUCUGUUAUGGAUAUUACUUUAUGUUUUGAACAAUGUUUUGCAUAAAGUUAGACCGGGCAUUUGCUCUAGAUUAAGUGGUAUAUCUGUUAACGCUGGCUUUGCAGGUCUUGGAUCAGUGUUUUGAAAAAGUGACAGCAUUUUUUUCUACUUCACACUAGAGAUUGUCUGAACACCCCCUUUUUGUUCCUGCUCAGUAAACAUGCAUGAUUAUCAGAGCCCCCAACAAGCAUCCUCAUUCAGAGACAGCAUUUGGACUCAAUUCAUAAUCUAUUUAAAAACAACAUCGAGAUAUCUUUAAAAUACAACUUGCUUCCCAUCCACACACCUACACAUUUUUAAACGAAGCAAAAAAAAAUGGCUCUGAGAUAUUACCUUAAAAUGGCAUUUAUGCAAGAACCACAUCGUGUUAUAACAAGCAUGUAUGAAUCCACUAUGAAAAGAGGCUCUUUUGUAUUUAAGAAAAAAAAAAAUUUUAGUAAAUCAUUCUUCAUUUAUUGGAUAAAGGUAAACAAGUUCAUGUUUUGUAGUUAAUAGAUGUUUUACAGUGUAAAGCUUGGUGACAAUGUCCGAGACUGAUCUGGUGUUACUGAGGGAGGCACCUCCGUCCUGUCAACCUUACUCACUUUUACCUGCUCAGUAGAUCUUUGUAGUUUCCUGUAUAAGAGCUCAUUUCGCAAAUAUUCAACCUAGGAGGAAAUUCCUCAAGGAGUAUUAGGAAACACCUAUAAAAUUAGCUGUUUCAUUCAUCAAAAUGAUAUGCUAAUUGAUGUCUGAUUCACAGAAGAAUAGAUAUUACAGAUGAUGCCACUACUCAAAAUUCUGUGUGUGCUGGGGGUGUGUGUUUGUUGUUUGCGUUUGGUGCAGAUCCCUUGCCGUUUUAAGGAGGGAUGCCUCUGUAUCCAACUUGUUUGUUGUGAUGUGUAGGAUAAAGAAAUUGUUAAAAGAAAAGAAAAAAAAAACUUUUUAAAAGCCUUAAGAAGAAAAAUACUCAUUGUUGAAAAUGUACACUGGGGAGAAAGAACUCAGUCAGCUCCUGUUAUAUCUGUUUGAACAAAAUGUUUGGGUGAUCUAGGUUUUUUUUUCUUUCUGACACUGUUUGUGGUUUGACCCGCCUCCUGCCUAGCUACUGCCCUCAACUGCAAAUGUUUGUUUGCUUCUGUGUUUUUCUGCAUUUCCCAUUUCCGUGUACCUCUCCUCCCCGGGCCCUGCUCCACCCUGCAGCAACUCUUAAUGUAUUUAAAAGGUCAAGUAGAUGUAUGCAGUUUUUCUCCUGUUGAUAUGACACCAAUUAUGAUGAUUAAUGACAAUAAAAAUAACAAAAUGUGACAUUGAUCUUGUUGUUCUGUUUUUAUUCUCUAUCAUUGAAGAUAUCAACGGGAACUCAAAACAUCCAUCCAACCAUCCAUUUUCUGUCACGCUUAUCCCAACUGGGGUCACGAGGGUUACUGGUGCCUAUCUCUAGCUGUCAUGGGCGAGAGGCAGGGUACACCCUGGACAGGUCACCAGCCUAUCGUAGGGCAACACAGAGACACACAGGACAAGGCAGCAGAGCUACCCACUGUAUCACUCCUCACUGUGCAGCCAAUUCAAAACGUGUGUAUGGAAUUUCUAAGUUCAUACAUGUAAUUCCUUUUAAGCAAUCAGUGGAACGGUUUUGGAGUUUCACUCCUGGACAGGACAUUUUUGUCAUUUUGGUAAUAUUCCAGGGGUGAAAUAAGAAAAUUCCAAAAUAAAUCCAACAAAAUCCGAUAUGAAAGCUUAAAAAAAACAACUCUUUGGAUUUUUCAUCCUUUUCAGUUUGACAUAAAAAUCUACAUUUUAAGCAUUUUUCUUCU
Messenger RNA from Cyprinodon variegatus (sheepshead minnow), 7906 nucleotides. RefSeq names its product microtubule associated protein 2 (gene map2). The transcript has 20 exons. Gene Ontology annotation, molecular function: microtubule binding. Gene Ontology annotation, biological process: microtubule cytoskeleton organization; neuron projection development. Lineage: Eukaryota; Metazoa; Chordata; Actinopteri; Cyprinodontiformes; Cyprinodontidae. The record is from RefSeq and is a predicted model, not a curated record. Bases 302 to 5839 code for a protein of 1845 amino acids. Gene Ontology annotation, cellular component: neuron projection.